AUGGCCUCAGUAAUAAGUUGGGCACCAGUUUUGACGGGUCAAUGGUACCGACAUAUGGGCCCGGAAGAUGCUGACGUGAUUGUUUACAUGUGGGACCACACAAGGGUGACGACCUGCAUUUCUGUCACAAUUACCGUCCAGGACUGCCCCGUCUUCGACGGCCUCUACAGCUUCUGCCAGACCUACGCCGGCGGCUCCGUCGGGGGCGCCGUCAAGCUCAACCACGGCCACGACAUCGCCAUCAACUGGGCCGGCGGCCUCCACCACGCCAAGAAGUGCGAGGCCUCCGGCUUCUGCUACGUCAACGACAUCGUCCUCGCCAUCCUCGAGCUCCUCAAAUACCACCAGCGUGUUCUGUAUGUCGAUAUCGAUAUUCACCAUGGGGACGGCGUGGAGGAGGCGUUUUACACCACGGACAGGGUGAUGACUGUCUCAUUCCACAAGUUUGGGGAUUAUUUCCCAGGGACAGGAGACAUUCGUGACGUUGGGCACUCCAAGGGGAAGUAUUAUUCCCUGAAUGUCCCGUUGGAUGACGGCAUCGACGACGAGAGCUAUCAAUCGUUGUUCAAGCCGAUCAUGGGUAAAGUUAUGGAGAUUUUCCGCCCCGGCGCGGUGGUACUCCAGUGUGGAGCAGAUUCCUUAUCCGGUGACAGGUUGGGCUGCUUCAACCUAUCCAUUAAGGGGCACGCAGAGUGCGUGAGAUUCAUGAGGUCCUUCAAUGUUCCGGUGUUGCUGCUUGGUGGUGGUGGUUAUACCAUAAGAAAUGUUGCACGAUGUUGGUGCUAUGAGACGGGAGUUGCACUUGGUCAUGAGCUAACUGACAAGAUGCCGCUAAAUGAGUAUUAUGAGUAUUUUGGCCCAGAUUAUACUCUUCAUGUUGCACCAAGUAAUAUGGAGAACAAAAACACACACCGGCAUUUGGAUGAAAUAAGAUCAAGACUUCUCGAAAAUCUUACAAAACUCCGGCAUGCUCCUAGUGUGCAGUUUCAAGAGCGACCUCCUGAGGCCGAGCAACCAGAGCAAGAUGAGGAUCAAGAGAAUCCUGAUGAAAGGCAUCAUGCUGACUCUGAUGUGGAAAUGGAUGAUGCCAAGCCUCUGGAGGACUCUGAAAGGAGAACCAGUACUCAGGGUGCGAGAGUUAAGAGAGAAUCUGCUGAAACUGAGGUGACAACAGAUCAGACUAGUCCUUGGUGGCACUUUUUAAAGAAGGAAGGUGAUUACCCAGCAAUGUGGGAGGCUGAGCCUCAAACACAGAGCAUUGUUCAUGUAUUGGCCUACAAGGGUUUUGUAGAUACUGUAUCAUUUAAUUUGUUUGCAAUUCUUUUAUUGCCUAUUGAUGCAAGUCCGAUGGCCAUAGACGGGCCAGCUGUUGUCAGGGCUGAACCAGAGAGCCCAUUGACUCCAUUGGACGAGCCAGGACAGUCUGUAAGCUGUAGCAUAGUUCAAACAAUCUACUGCACCAACAAGUUAGCUACCAGAAUCCAAGAUGGUCCGUGUGCCUUGAGAGCAGUUGAAGCUUUGUGCACUAUAUUCGUGACUUUGACACAAAUGAUAGUUGAUUCGUUAAUGCCAUUUUUAGCACUAAUUUAA
Triticum turgidum subsp. durum (durum wheat) is the source of this 1590-nucleotide messenger RNA. NCBI's taxonomy places the organism in Eukaryota, Viridiplantae, Streptophyta, Magnoliopsida, Poales, Poaceae. The record is from the annotation of a GenBank genome assembly.